UGCAUGCUGGCGCUCACCUUCCUCUUCUUCGUGGUGGAGGUGGUGGUGAGCCGGGUCACGUCGUCGCUGGCCAUGCUCUCCGACUCCUUCCACAUGCUCUCCGAUGUCAUGGCCCUGGUCGUGGCGCUGGUGGCCGUGCGCUUCGCCCAGCGCACCCGGGCCACCAAGAAGAACACCUUCGGGUGGGUGCGGGCCGAGGUGAUGGGCGCCCUCGUCAAUGCCGUCUUCCUCACCGCCCUCUGCUUCACCAUCCUGCUGGAGGCCAUCGAGCGCUUCACCGAACCCCACGAGAUCCAGCAGCCGCUGGUGGUCAUCGGCGUGGGGGUGGCGGGACUCAUCAUCAACCUGCUGGGGCUCUGCCUCUUCAACCACCACGGUGUCGGGGGCCACGGCCAUUCCCAUGGCCACGGGCACUCGCACAGCGGCAGGCAGCACCCCCGCAGCGGCCCCAAGACCGAGCAGCCACCGGGGGACGGGGAGGCUGCGCUGCACCGGGAGGAGACCAGCACCUUGGUGGAGAACUGCAGCAGCUCCAACGGAGUCAGCCAGGAGAAGCUAGGUGAUAUGAAAGAUGACAUGACUGACCUACAAGUGAAUGGGAACGCUGGUCAUUAUCCUCUGGAUGUAGAAGAGGUCGAAGAAGACUCUAGUGCGCAGCUUAACAUGCGUGGAGUUUUUCUGCACGUUUUUGGAGAUGCCUUAGGUUCAGUAAUUGUGGUAGUGAAUGCCUUGCUCUUUUAUGGGUUGUGGAACCCGUGCCCCAAAGAUGGGCCCUGCUUUAAUCCAUGUGUCAGUAAUCACUGCAUGGAAAAUGCUACUUUAUCCCAAACACUUGGCAGAGCAAACAAGUCUGAGCAAGAGAGCAUUACGGUGGCUGGUCCAUGCUGGUUGCUAUAUUUAGAUCCCGUCCUUUGUUUGAUCAUGGUUUGUAUACUCCUUUACACAACUUACCCAUUACUUAGGGAGUCGGCCCUUAUACUUCUGCAGACUGUUCCCAAACAAAUAGAUGUUCAUUCUUUGAACUCAAAAUUACGUACCCUUGAAGGAGUUGAAGCUGUCCAUGAGUUACACAUUUGGCAGCUAGCAGGCAGUAGGAUCAUUGGCACUGCUCACAUAAAGUGUCCUGACCCUUCCACAUACAUGAUGGUGGCAAAGCGCAUAAAAGAGAUCUUUCAUGACGAAGGGAUUCAUGCAACUACCAUUCAGCCUGAGUUUGCCAGCGUUGGCUCUGAAUCGGGGAGAGGGAAAUGUGAGUUUCCUUGCAGGACUCAGUGUGCUUUGAAGCAGUGUUGCGGAACAGGAGAAGAUAGUACUGCAAAGAAGACAGAAAAAUCUUCCUCACUUAGUAUUUCUUGUUCAGAAGUUGUCAUUGAAUUUCCAAAAACUAGGAGGACUAAGUCGGAGAGCAUCCCUUCAGUUAAGCUAGAGGCAAACACCGAGCAAAACGAGCAGUUUGAAUCAUCUUUGUAACUCCCUGAAUGGUGCUACCUGAGUUUUGGUGACUUUGACAACAGCUAUAUUGCAAGAGGAAGAGACAGACAUUUGAGAUGCAAUUUUGCCAAGUAGUGUAAUUGCUGAAGUCCUUGUUCUUGUCAUAUUGCUAAAUCUAGAAUGCUUGUUUUAAAGAACAUAAUGUCACUGUCAUGAUACAAUGUGUUUGUGUUGACUUUGUACUGAGACAGAGAGAAAGUGCACCAAUCCUGUAACAACUUCAGAAAACCAGUUUCAGCAUUUCAGCAGAGACAUUUUUUGCUGUGCUUCAAAUUAAAAUAUUUUUUCCAGUGAAAAGGUAUUUGAGGGAUAAGCAUGUAGGAACUCAAUUUGUGUUACAGAUUUCUUGGACCUACUCUUUCCUUUAAUAUUUGAUUUGUAGAUAUUUUUAAUAUAUUGUUUAUUUAGAAGCCCUAAGGAAACCAAAGUUCAUAGAACAUUUUUAAAGAUAUAACUACUUAAAACUGGAAACCACUUUGCAGUUUCACGUAUUUUUCUUAAACCUAUAUAAUAAUAAAUGUGAAGGCUUUUCUAAAGAAUUUAUCGUAUAGCAUAUUUUAAAGAGAACAUCAUGUGAUUGUUAGCAACUGUCCCCACUUUUUCUGGUAAGGUAGCUAGGCAAUUAAAAUCAACUGCUUGUGAAAAUAUCAGAUGUAAAAGGGUUUUUUUCUAUCAGAAUGGAAGUUCAAGCUACUGUAUACUGCUCUGUGAUCAGAACAUGAGACUGACCGAUAAAGUAACACAUACUUU
Messenger RNA from Nipponia nippon (crested ibis), 2241 nucleotides. RefSeq names its product solute carrier family 30 member 1 (gene SLC30A1). Lineage: Eukaryota; Metazoa; Chordata; Aves; Pelecaniformes; Threskiornithidae. Gene Ontology annotation, molecular function: zinc ion transmembrane transporter activity; calcium channel inhibitor activity. Gene Ontology annotation, biological process: zinc ion transmembrane transport; intracellular zinc ion homeostasis; detoxification of zinc ion. Gene Ontology annotation, cellular component: membrane; endoplasmic reticulum; Golgi apparatus. The record is from RefSeq and is a predicted model, not a curated record.